CCCACUCAAUCCUCAUUCCCAUCACCUAACCUGACAGCCAUGGCUUCAUCGUCGACCCUCCCUCCAGCAAAGUGGGCUGACGACUCUGAGGACGGUCCGACUCCCGACCCAGUCCCUGCCGCCGCCGCUGCCGCCGCCGCCGCUGCCGCUGCCCCUGCUCCUGCGUCUACUCCUGCUGCUACUGCUGCUGCAGACAGCCUUGCAGAGAAGCUCGAAGGUGUUGCAAUCACUCCAAACAAGGCUGCUGGCGCGUCAACCUCGUCGGGUUACAAUUUUGCCGCCAAGGACGGCCCCUCCCAGAUCGAUUGGUCGGGUGAAGUCGAAGUCCAGCAGAACGACAAGGACUCGCCACUCUACUCGGCAAAGUCGUUCGAGGAGUUGCAACUUCGCCCCGAGCUUCUCCAAGGCGUUUAUGCCAUGAAGUUCAACAAGCCAUCAAAGAUCCAGGAAACUGCACUCCCCAUGAUGCUUGCCAACCCUCCCAAAAAUCUUAUUGCCCAAUCGCAAGCCGGUACUGGCAAGACUGCGGCCUUUGUGCUCGGCAUGUUGAGUCGUAUCGACGAAACCAAGCCAUACCCUCAGGCAAUCUGCUUGUCACCUACACGUGAGUUGACACGCCAGACGGCAGAAGUCAUCCAAGCAAUGGCCAAAUUCACAAAGAUCACCACUCUUCUGGCAGUCAAGGACGGCGUUCCCAAAGGCGCUCGUAUCACCAAUCAUUUGGUGGUCGGCACACCCGGCACUGUGCAGGACCUCAUUUCCAAGCGUGCCUUCGAUCCCAGCCAUGUUGUCGUGUUUGUAUUGGACGAGGCAGACCAAAUGCUCGACCAGCAGGGCAUGGUUGACAUUUCCUUCCGUGUGCAUCGCACCUUGAAGCCUACGACGCAAUGCCUGUUUUUCUCAGCGACCUUCAAGCCCGAGAUUCGCGACAUGGCGUUGCGAGUUGCAGGUGGAUCCGCCAACACAAUCAAGCUCCAGCGCCAGGAGCUCGCCCUUGAUCGCAUCAAGCACGUCUGCAUCAUGUGCGACAGCGAGGCGAAAAAGUUUGAGGCCCUUUCAGACAUUUACGGCCUUGUGAAUGUCGGUCAAGCAAUCAUCUUCUGCCAGACUGUGGCAAAGGUCGAUAGCCUUGCCAAACAAAUGACGAGUGCUGGACACACUGUCUCUGUCAUCCACGGUCAAAGCAUGGAGUCGGCAGACCGUGACAAGGUUAUUGACGACUUCCGCAAGGGCGCCACCAAGGUCUUGAUUGCCACCAACCUGCUUGCCCGUGGCAUUGACGUUCUUCAAGUCAACGUUGUCAUCAACUACGAGCUGCCAAUGCACUUUGGCGACAAGGCCAACGAGCCCGACUGCGAGACGUACAUGCACCGUAUCGGCCGCACCGGUCGUUUCGGCCGCAAGGGUGUCGCCAUCAAUUUCGUGCACGACGCAAGGUCGCGCCAAGCCAUGGAUCAAAUCGAAAAGUUUAUGGUUAAGGCCAAGGUCGAGCGAAUCCAAGCCAGCGAUCUUGAGGCAAUCGAGGCGUCCCUGACGAUGAACUAAAAGCCCGUCCCGUUGGUUUUUUUUUCUCCCUUGUCCUGGCGGUGCCUGAUUUGAGUUGUGUUGUCGUUGUGGCAUGCUUUUCCGCUUCUUUGCCUCGUGAUUGUUUGCAAACAAUACAAACUGACGCAGGCCAUCUCUCUCAUCUUGAGUCUCAACCAG
This is a messenger RNA of Capsaspora owczarzaki ATCC 30864, 1704 nucleotides long. RefSeq names its product ATP-dependent RNA helicase DBP5. Gene Ontology annotation, biological process: poly(A)+ mRNA export from nucleus. The record is from RefSeq and is a predicted model, not a curated record. The transcript has 9 exons. NCBI's taxonomy places the organism in Eukaryota, Filasterea, Ministeriida, Capsasporidae. Gene Ontology annotation, cellular component: cytoplasmic stress granule; nucleus. The coding region runs from base 40 to 1545 and encodes 501 amino acids. Gene Ontology annotation, molecular function: ATP binding; RNA helicase activity; RNA binding.